CGAAUCGCCUUUCUUCCCACAGCCAGAACCAUGUCUAUCCUCAAGAUCCACGCCAGAGAGAUCUUCGACUCUCGUGGGAACCCCACUGUGGAGGUUGAUCUCAGCACAGCGAAAGGUCUCUUCAGAGCCGCUGUGCCCAGUGGGGCCUCCACUGGCAUCUAUGAGGCCCUGGAGCUCCGUGACAACGAUAAGACGCGCUACCUGGGGAAAGGUGUCUCAAAGGCUGUUGAGCACAUCAAUAAAACAAUUGCACCUGCCCUGAUUAGCCAGAAGCUGAACGUGGUGGAGCAGGAGAAGAUCGACAAGCUGAUGAUCGAGAUGGAUGGGACAGAAAACAAGUCUAAAUUUGGUGCCAACGCCAUUCUGGGAGUGUCCCUGGCAGUCUGCAAGGCCGGUGCCGUGGAGAAGGGGGUGCCCCUGUACCGCCACAUCGCUGACCUGGCUGGUAACUCCGAGGUCAUCCUGCCCGUUCCGGCUUUCAACGUCAUCAACGGCGGCUCCCACGCGGGCAACAAGCUGGCCAUGCAGGAGUUCAUGAUCCUGCCCGUCGGGGCCGCGAACUUCAAGGAAGCCAUGCGCAUCGGAGCGGAGGUUUACCACAACCUGAAGAACGUCAUCAAGGAGAAAUACGGCAAAGACGCCACCAACGUGGGGGACGAAGGCGGCUUCGCCCCCAACAUCCUGGAGAAUAAAGAAGCCCUGGAGCUGCUGAAGAACGCCAUCGGGAAGGCCGGCUACUCCGACAAAGUGGUCAUCGGCAUGGACGUGGCCGCCUCCGAGUUCUUCCGCUCGGGCAAGUACGACCUGGACUUCAAGUCACCUGAUGACCCCAGCAGGUACAUCUCGCCUGACGAGCUGGGCAACCUGUACAAGUCCUUCAUCAAGGACUACCCAGUGGUGUCUAUCGAAGACCCCUUUGACCAGGACGACUGGGAGGCCUGGAAGAAGUUCACCGCCACUUCGGGCAUCCAGGUGGUGGGCGACGACCUCACGGUGACCAACCCAAAGCGCAUCUCCAAGGCUGUGGGCGAGAAGUCCUGCAACUGCCUCCUGCUCAAAGUGAACCAGAUUGGCUCCGUGACUGAGUCCCUGCAGGCGUGCAAGCUGGCCCAGUCCAACGGCUGGGGGGUCAUGGUGUCCCACCGCUCCGGGGAGACUGAGGACACGUUCAUCGCCGACCUGGUGGUGGGGCUCUGCACUGGGCAGAUCAAGACUGGUGCCCCGUGCCGAUCGGAGCGCUUGGCCAAGUACAACCAGAUCCUCAGGAUUGAAGAGGAGCUGGGCAGCAAGGCCAAGUUUGCCGGCAAGAACUUCAGGAACCCCCUGGCCAAGUGAGCUCCAGGCCGCGCGGGGGCCUCCCGGGCACUAGCAGCCGCUCCGACCUCAGCUCCUGCUGCCCACAGGCCUCGUCCUGGCAGGCUUCUGGCUGCUCCCACCUCUCCACCCCAUGACGUUCUCAUCGCUUCUUUAGAGCUGCUGCCCGGGCCCAGCUUGACCGCGGUGACCCUGUUGGCCAGGCUCUUAGUCAUGUGAUUGGCCCACGUCCCUGUUCUCCCACCAAGUGUCUGGUGGAGCCAUGUGCUUCCCCGUUGAAAGCUCUGAGGUGUCCAUGGGCCAGACCCCUGGUGGUUUUGUGCGUAAUAAAAGACCUCAGUGACCUGUGA
Molecule: messenger RNA, 1664 nt
Organism: Condylura cristata (star-nosed mole)
Lineage: Eukaryota; Metazoa; Chordata; Mammalia; Eulipotyphla; Talpidae
Gene: ENO1
Product: enolase 1, (alpha)
Exons: 11
Coding region: 31-1335 (434 amino acids)
Biological process (GO): glycolytic process
Cellular component (GO): phosphopyruvate hydratase complex
Molecular function (GO): magnesium ion binding; phosphopyruvate hydratase activity
Source: RefSeq, a predicted model, not a curated record